GCAUCAAAAAAGUUUGAGGACCUGGAUCCCAAUAGAUUCUUGACCCGCUGUUGAAGCGGAGUGAUCGAAUAAAACGAAAAUCUCGUAGAUGAAACUGCAGCCGGUAGGUACACAUGCUACACUGAUUGGGACUCGCCGCCAACAGUCGUAAAGGUGGACGGGCAGAAGUGGCAGAGGCUGCAGGGAGGAACACAGAGGUAGGAGUAGGAGAAAGGUGGUGGAAAAACUGUUUUACUAUUCGAGCUGUGCUUCUUCGUGUUUUGUUAGUUUCUGUUUCUCAACUACAUGAAUGUUGCCCUCCGACAGAACGAUGACGAUGUCGCACGCAUAUCGUUUUGAAAAGUGCAGUGAAUGGCGGUUCGCAUCGCGAUCGCAUUUCCACAGCAAGAACAAUUCUUGGUUCGUUUCUAUCUCGUGCUUCUUGUUGCUGUUAUCGACUGCUGUGCCUACGCUCCUGGAAGUAGUACUUCUCACGGGUCAAAACUGCUUGUUUUCACCUCGUGGUCCGUUCUUUGUCACCGCCAGUCGGGUUGAUCACCGGUGGAAGAACGCAAAUGCAGCGGAGGCGAGAUGGCCGGACCAUGUGAACCGAGCGAAUCCGUUUUGUCUGCCGGCGCACCUCCGCACGGAAUCCAAGCAGCAGUCGGGUAGUGGUAGUAGUACUCGUGCAGCAACAAGUUCUUCCACUACUGCGGCGACAUCUUCAAGAACACAAGGAGCGACGGCAGCUGAGCAACGUGCUCAACACGCAGGAAAGCAAGACAGAGGUUCGUCGUCAACAACUUCUUCUAGCGCCGGCGCGAGUAGAGGAGCAACUACUUCGUCGCCGUCUCUGAGCUGGCUAGAGCAGCUGUAUUUCCACUUGAACUGCAAUGGCGGGAUAUCAACUGCAAAAAUGUCUGGGUCUGGAAGGUCGGAACUUGUCAUGUUAAAUCUGAAUCAUGCAAAAAUCUGUGUUGCGUGAUUCCCAAAUGCCUUCCAAUUUUGAUCGAGUUGAGAGGAAGUUUCUCAUGCAGGAUAGGCACGAUAGUGAUCUCACGGAAUCUGUCAUGCUAGGUCCUCCAUUACAGACCAUAUGGAUCAUGGAAAACCUGCAUGACAAGUCUAGAAAAGUUCCAGACCCAGACAUUUUUGCAAUCCAUACAGGAAGAGGACAAGCAACAGUUUUUUCUCCUCCAGCAUCUACGACACCACCCCUGGAGCCUCUUCUACCGGCAGAAGGAAAAUAAAACCAACUCGCCGGAAAUACGCGACGCGGCGGGGGCGGCGCGCGCACGACGUCGUGUGGCAUGCGUACAACAAGCGGUCGCGGUCGGCGUACUCGUUCGAACACGGUGGAGCAGAGACCUCGGAAUCGGACGAAGAUAACGUGCGAAAAAAUCGCGACGAGUUUUCUGCACCCGCCACGCGGACAUGUUCGCGCGCGCAAGAAGGGAAAGACUCCACGACCGACGCAGUUCCGUUCUUGCACGGAAGUAGGAACGAGGAGACCAAGAAGAAGGAGCCCCUGCUACUUCCCGGAGUCAAGAACAUCCGCAGCAACUGCAACCAUUCUACCAUCAGUUACAACUCGAGAGCAGGAGACCACGUGACGAGCGGAAGUGGAGCUGCAUCCGGUCGUCCUAAUUUUGGACGAUUUAUUGGAGCUCCUGCAGAAGUCACGCGCGAGCAGCCCCGAAUCUACCUGGCGCCGCCCACCGCGGGGCAGUAUUCUUGGACGUCGUCGGGGGCCGUUUCGAGUGGAGUGAAUGUCCAGAAUGUGUUGUACAACCAGCAGCCGGUCGUAGUACAACAGCCGCAAGGUGGAGGUUCUCGCGUAGUUCUUCUCCAAGCAUCACAAGUCGGACAACUGCUUCCCCACCAGGUGGUCGUGGCAGAAAGCAACCCUAACCUCGUGGUUCAUCCCGCUUCUACCAGUAGCAGCCAAUACAACAUGCAGCCGGUCGCCUUACGGCCGACGAGUAGUGGUGGCCCACCCCCAGUCGGCCAGGGCCUGCAGCAGCAAAUUGCAGCGUUCCCACCUCCUUCCGCAGUUGCCACGCAUGCCGCGCCGGAACCGCAGCUUCCACCCUACGAUAUGGCGACGGGGGAAAUUUCUAACAAUUUCGACGCGAGCAGCACAGUUCCAGUUGUACCAGUAUCCGAUCGGGGAAAAUAGACCGCAUUGCAACUCUUCUAUACGUCGCGUUCACGACACAAAGUCACAAAGUAUGAUCCCUCCCGACGGGCUUCGUCUCAAUCGUUACCUUGCACUUUUUCGGGCCGCAAAAAAAAGGAUUUGUCUUGCUCUGCGUUAGUUUGUGAACGGGGGUUCGUUGUACCACAGUAAGACAGAGAGCAUGUUAAGCUUCGUUUAUUUCCCUGCUUGCAUAUGCUCCGUAUGACAUGGGCACGGGCGUCAUCAACACGAACGCUUCUCCGCCACCCCCGCAGGGCUACUACGUUCAUCUGCAGCAGUAUGGCGGCUCGUCGGCGCCGAAAAACUCCGCCGGCUCGCCAGGUGUACCUCACCGCAGUCCUGGCGGUCGAUCGCUGGGAGCUGCUGCGGCGGUGGUGGCGGCCCCGAGUUCUUCCAGUUGGGGUAACUACGACUCCCCCCAACCGCUAUCAGCUAGGAAAAUCUUGAGUCGAGUUGUCAACGGUGGGAUGAUGUAAAUUGUAGAUAGGUUCUUUAUCAUAUUCGUCAUCAUCAAAGUCUUCACCAUAGUUCUUCUGGUGUAAGUGUUAUUUAGUCGUAAUCCAAAAAGUUGUUCCACUUGACUUUGUGGAGCAUUCGGCCCAACCAAAUCUUCUUUAAUGAUGAAAGAACAAGUGAUCGUCGGUAGUACCUGCGAAGAGCCUCGCCAUGAGGACCACGAUAGAAUGAUUGUGCAAGUAGAAAACUGCGUGGUCAAACAUGAAUCGGAUGUCGAUAAAUAUUACUAAACAAAUGGGAGUGCGUCCCCGGGCCCCUUGUUGAAUCCACAAAAUGCUGGGGGUCGUGCUAAUAAUUUCUCAACUUUCUCGCGCCCGCUCUUUUUCUCUUGAGAAGAAUGUCCGGCGCGCCCUUCGUUUUUUUUGAGAAGAUUCAAAGGGGGCGCGGGGGUCCGAAAGUUCAAGAAUAUUUAUCGAUAUCCGUACGGAUUUCAGAAAGAAAUCUAGAACAGAUUUCCCCGGCUAUUCUUCAGCGACUUCCCCCCAUCGUGUCUCGUUUUUUUUACCUUUCUGGCGCGCUUCUUCUCGGCGCGCGAGGUUUUGCAUUUGCUUGCGCGCGACCUCCGACGCGCCGGAGCGAGGCCGCGCACGGCUUGGAAAACAAGAGCGCAAACGACGCGCCCCGCGUUCUGUCCUACGCUUGCGCCAGUGCCGCUCCUUAGUAAAGCAAGCCCUGCAGCAUCCAAGACGGCGCGGGUGCGCCCCCGCUGGCGACUGGCAGGUCUGGCAUGCCAGACCUGCCAACCCAAAAGAAAAAAAAGAAGAAUCACAGUUCUUCUUUUUUUGUUUUUGGGUUGGCAGGUCUGGUAUGCCAGACGGCGCUUUGGGCUUGACGGCGCGACUGUGCCGUCGCUGGCGACUGGCAGGUCUGGCAUGCCAGACCUGCCAGCCCAAAAGAAAAAAAAGAAGAAUCAGAAUUCUUCUUUUUUUGUUUUUGGGUUGGCAGGUCUGGCAUGCCAGACCUGCCAACCACUUGAACGCGAGCCGGCAGACUCGUUGGCUUUUUUCGCGCCCCCGACGCGUCACGCCGUCGGGGAUAAAGUUCCGCAGGAGCGCGUGGCGCGCUUUGGGCUUCACGAAGAGGGAGACCCUUUUCUUUUUGAAGAAAAAACGAUCCUCGAGAAGAAGCAGAUAGGACGGCCCUCUUCUUCUAAAAGAUGAUCUAUUUGAAAACGAGGACGAUCCGCGAGAAGAAUAAAAUCUGCCCCGCGAGUCGGAUGGUCCUCGUCUUCAAAAAGCUAAUCUAUUUGAAGUAGAAGAGGGCCCUCGCUCUUCUUCGCGAGAGACCACGCGGCUCCCCUUAGAGUAGCGCUCUAAUAGUGCGGCGCGCCGGAGGUCGCGCGUAAGCAAAUGCAAAACCACGCGCGCCGAGAAGGGGCGCGGCAAAAAGCGCAGGAAAAUGAGCAACGAUGGGGGGAGGUCGCUGCAGAAUAGCCGCGGAAAUCUGUUCUGGAUUUCUUUCUGAAUUCCGUACGGAUGUCGAUAAAUAUUACUAAACAAAUGGGAGUGCGUCCCCGGGCCCCUUGUUGAAUCCGAAAAAUGCUGUGGGUCGUGCUAAUAAUUCCUCAACUUUCUCGCGCCCGCUCUUUUUCUCUUGAGAAGAAUGUCCGGCGCGCCCUUCGUUUUUUUUGAGAAGAUUCAAAGGGGGCGCGGGGGUCCGAAAGUUCAAGAAUAUUUAUCGAUAUCCGAUAAAACCGAAUGUGAUUAGAGCAAAAACAUCCCUAGAGCUUUCGACUUUGCUGAAGAUUUUGCUUCCAUAAUCGCCCAUACGCGUGAUUCCGCUCCUGAGUAGUACUGCCUCUACUUCUAUCAACUGUAAAAAUGUCUGGGUCUGGAAGGAUCCAAACUUGUCAUGCUAUCUUUGGACUCCAAAAAAAUCUGUAUUGCAUGACCAGGAAGAGGAGCCCAGACUGUGCUACGUGGAGAGGGCAUUUGUAAUGCGGAAUAGGCAUCAGGAAGCCCUCUAAAAAUCUGUGAUUCUAGGUCGUGCAUUACAGACAUUCUGGGUCAUACAAAACAUGCAUGACAAGUCUCAGAAUCUUCCAGACCCAGACAUUUUUGCACUUGAUAACUUCCUCUUCCUCUAGCACCAACCAGAACCUGUCAUUAUCCCCGAACGCGCCGGGAAUGUUGGCUGCUGCAUCUACUUCCAGCCCGCAACAGCAACAUCAGUCUGCUGGUACAACAACUCCUCCGAGUUUGUUGAGCAACAGCCACAGCAACAGCCUGUUCACUUCCACCGAGUUGAGCACAUUGUCACCUGCCGUGCGCCCGCAGACGCAGCGCAUUCUGACGAAGGAUUACUUCACAGAAAACUUCGGCAUCAUCCCGCCCCCCGAGCACCCGGCCUGGGAUGUAAAGUACGACCCGAGCCCGUCGCCCUAUCACAACUCGGCCAAGGAACGUUUCAAGAAACGCGAACCAGCAUACUGCAUGCCGAAAUAGGUGGUAAUGUACUACGAGCAGAAAAGAAAUGGAAAAUGAUACGAAUACUGAUGGUGGUUCGCCGAUUUACGUACUUAUUUUCGCUGAGUCAACAACGAAGACGAACCACGUAACAGUCAUUUUGCGAGGACUGUUGGAGCUACUGCUGCGCUGGGUUGCGCGGUCGGAAAAAUGCAAGACUUAUCGAUCAUGUUUCGAAGGAAUCAUUCAAUAUUAAACUGUUUCAUCAACUUCGACCGUCUGUUUCUUGCAAAGACAAUCUGUAUGUCUGCCAAACUCAAACGCUAAAUUGUAUUUCCGAAACGAAUACAUAAUUGAAAUUGAAAUGUUUCCCCGCCGUUUUUC
Molecule: messenger RNA, 5484 nt
Organism: Amoebophrya sp. A120
Lineage: Eukaryota; Dinophyceae; Syndiniales; Amoebophryaceae
Source: the annotation of a GenBank genome assembly